AUGGCCUCCAACAUGCUGGUCCUGGGCGCCGGCGAGCUGGGCCUGGCCGUGCUGGAAGCGCUCGCCAAGCACCCCAAACGCAGCAGCAGCCACAGCAUCACCGUCGCGCUGCGCCAGGCCACGCUGGACUCUGCGGCGCCGGACAAGAAGCGGCUGGUGCAGCAGCUGCGCGCGCUGGCCGUGGGCUUCGAGGCCGUCGACGUGGUGCAGGCGUCGGUGUCGGAACUCGCCGCCGUCUUUGGCAGAUACGACACGGUCAUCUCCUGCACGGGCAUGGGGCUGCCGGCGGGCACGCAGACCAAACUGGCCCGGGCCGCGCUCGAGGCCAAUGACGGGACCAAAGCGAACAAGGUGCGAUUCCUGCCGUGGCAGUUUGGCAUGGACUACGACGCCAUCGGCCUGGGCUCCUCGCAGGACCUGUUUGACGAGCAGCUGGGCGUGCGGGCUCUGCUGCGCGGCCAGACCGCCACGGAAUGGCUCAUCGUGUCGACGGGCCUCUUCAUGAGCUUCCUCUUCGUGCCGGCCUUUGGCGUCGUCGACCUCGCGGCCAGGACGGUGCGCGGCCUCGGCUCGUGGCACAACCGCAUCACGCUGACCACGCCCGAGGACAUUGGCCGGGCGACGGCAGAAGUCGUGCUGGACCCCCGCGGGCUUGUGAAUGAGUGCGUCUACGUGGCCGGCGACACGCUCUCGUACGCGCAGCUGGGCGACUUGCUGGAUGAUCGCUUUGCAACGCCCUUCCGGCGCGAGCUGUGGGAUCUCGACGAGCUGGCGAGGCAGAUGCGCGAGCAGCCGGACAGCGUCAUGGUCAAGUACCGGGACACGUUUGCGCAGGGCAGGGGGGUUGCCUGGGGGCAGGAGAAGACGCUGAACCGGGCGCGGGGGAUGGAGAUGACGGGUGUGAGGGCCUAUCUGGAGGCCAUGGAC
Molecule: messenger RNA, 927 nt
Organism: Trichoderma atroviride IMI 206040
Lineage: Eukaryota; Fungi; Ascomycota; Sordariomycetes; Hypocreales; Hypocreaceae
Molecular function (GO): oxidoreductase activity
Source: RefSeq, a predicted model, not a curated record